Paramecium pentaurelia is the source of this 1086-nucleotide messenger RNA. NCBI's taxonomy places the organism in Eukaryota, Ciliophora, Oligohymenophorea, Peniculida, Parameciidae. The record is from the annotation of a GenBank genome assembly.
AUGGAUUAAGGUGAUGAAAAUCCAAAAUAUUAGUAACCUCAUGAAUAGAGAAUAAAUUCUUAAAUGAAAAAACCUGUCAAACUAAGCUAAUUAAUUAUGAAGAAAUAUUCAGAAUAAAUUGGAUAACAUACUCAAUCUGCUAUGCCAAUAUUGUCAUGGUAAUAUAUUAUAUUUUACAAUAUAGGUGGCAAUAAUUAAAUAUGGAUGACUUUUCAUUGAAAGAUAAGAAUCUAUAAGAGUGGAAUAUAGAGAAUUAUUUUAGACAUACAUUUAUUUAUAUUAAUGAGUUAUCAAAAUCAUUCUUAAAAGUUUCCUUUUGAUAAUUUAGGCCUGUAAGGGUAACAGCAAGUACCAAUGUUUUAGUAGGUUUACUACUCUUAACAACAUUAAUUAUAUGGAUUUGAAUAAUAACAAUUCUCAUCAUUGAAUUAUAAUGGAUAUGGCUAUUAUGUCUCGCCUCAAAGUAAUAAAGUUUAAUGUAUGUUCAGUGCCAUAAUAUCAUAUUUCUCCUCAACAACUAACACCUCUUGAUAGUAUAAGCAGUAAUAGUAUUAGUUUGAAUGGUAAUUGAAUUUUUGUAUUAUGUAUAAUCAGAUGAAGGAAUAAAAAAGAAAAAGAAAAAUAAGUCUAAUAAAUCUAAGAAGGAUAAAAAGAAGAAAAGGAAGAAAGGUUGUUAUUUUUAUUAUUGAAAGCCAGUAAUAGUAGUUCUUCUUUUAGUAGUAGUGAUUCUAGUAUGAGAAGUAGCAGGAGCGAUAGUCAGUAUGAAAAUAAAAAUAAAUCUUUUAUAGAAUAAAGAAAAAAACUACUUCCUUUUUACAUAAUGAGGAUAAUUGGAAAUGCAAGUAUUGUUAUAAUAUUAAUUUCCGUCAUCGUGGAGAAUGCAACAGAUGCAGAAAGAGUAGAGAUUAAGCUGUAAGAAUAUUAUUAUAAAAUCUUUCUUAGGAUAGCAGAGUAAAAAGGUUUAUUCCAAACCCUAAUGAUUGGAAAUGUAAUAUUUGUGGAAAUUUCAAUUUUGCUAGAAGAAGGAGAUGUAAUAGAUGUAAAACAGAAAAAUCAUAAGCAACUCUAUCUUAACAUUCCGAAUGA